CAUAAUCUGCUCCAAUCCAAUCGUGUGGGACCUGAGACAGCACUAGGGAAGCAGAGAACUGGCCUGACCUAGGGCACAAGUCCGUCCUGGCCAGUGCCAGCACCGGGUUACCUAGGGCACGGAGUCGGCGGACAACCCCACGGUCCCUAGAGGACUGCCCACGAGAUCUUAGGAUCACUGAAUGACAUCGAGGGACAUGUACCUGAACCAGAAAACGAUGAGUCAAGAACAGUAUUGAUUCAGGACGGACCAACAGUGUUUUGGGCCACAUACAUCUGCUAUUACUGGAUAUUUACAACAUGCUUCAGUGGAGAAGACGACACUGCUGCUUUGCAAAAAUGACCUGGAAUACCAAGAGGUCUCUGUUCCGGACUCACCUUAUGGGUAUACUUUCUCUAGUGUUCCUUUUUGCUAUGUUUUUGUUUUUCAAUCAUCAUGACUGGUUACCAGGUAGACCAGGAUUCAAAGAAAAUCCUGUGACAUACACUUUCCGAGGAUUUCGUUCUACAAAAAGUGAGACAAAUCAUAGCUCCCUUCGGAACAUUUGGAAAGAAGUAGUUCCUCAGACUUUGAAGCCUCAAACAGCAACUAACUCCAAUAACACAGAGUUAUCACCACAAGGAGUUACAGGACUAGAGAACACUCUCCGUGCCAAUGGAAGCAUUUAUAAUGAGAAAGGUACUGGACGUCCAAACUCUUACCAUUUCAAAUAUAUUAUCAAUGAGCCUGAAAAAUGUCAAGAAAAAAGUCCAUUUUUAAUACUAUUAAUAGCUGCAGAACCUGGACAAAUCGAAGCAAGAAGAGCUAUACGGCAAACUUGGGGCAAUGAAACUUUAGCACCUGGCAUCCAAAUCACACGGGUUUUUUUGUUGGGCAUAAGUAUUAAGCUAAAUGGCUAUCUUCAACAUGCAAUUCAAGAAGAAAGCAGACAGUAUCAUGAUAUAAUUCAGCAGGAAUACUUAGAUACAUACUAUAAUCUGACCAUUAAAACACUAAUGGGUAUGAACUGGGUUGCAACAUACUGUCCACAUACUCCGUAUGUUAUGAAAACGGACAGUGACAUGUUUGUCAACACAGAAUACUUAAUACACAAGUUAUUAAAGCCAGACCUGCCUCCUAGACAUAACUAUUUUACUGGCUAUCUAAUGAGAGGAUAUGCACCGAACAGAAACAAAGACAGUAAGUGGUACAUGCCACCAGACCUUUACCCAAGUGAGCGCUAUCCUGUCUUCUGCUCAGGAACUGGUUAUGUUUUUUCUGGGGAUCUGGCAGAGAAGAUAUUUAAGGUUUCUUUAGGUAUCCGUCGUUUGCACUUGGAAGAUGUAUAUGUAGGAAUCUGUCUUGCCAAGUUGAGAGUUGAUCCUGUGCCCCCUCCCAAUGAGUUCGUGUUCAAUCACUGGCGAGUUUCUUAUUCUAGCUGUAAAUACAGCCACCUAAUUACCUCUCAUCAGUUCCAGCCUAGUGAACUGAUAAAAUACUGGAACCAUUUACAACAAAAUAAGCACAACGCCUGUGCCAAUGCAGCAAAAGAAAAGGCAGGCAGGUAUCGACACCGCAAACUACACUAGAAGACUAUUUUUGUUCAAAUGUGGAGUCUGUAAAUAUUGCUUAAAGCAUGUAUAGUUAAAAACUUGAUUAUAUACAUAGGACAAGUUUUAGUUCAACUCAUCCCAUAAAGGAAUUCAAAGCUAUUUUUUAAAUUUCUGAAUAAGAUAAUUCAUACAAUUGCAAAUUAUGACAAAAAGGUAUCCCAAAAGAGUCUAUUUAAAUAACUAUAUAAGGAGAUUCUCUAUAUUAACAUGCAAUAAUAAGCAUGCAUACAUAAAUGGUUCAAGUCUUACAUUAGGGACCAAUACAAUGUUAUCUGCAUACAUUUUCUAUAUAAAUCUUAAGAAAUGAAGACAGUAAAAAGAUUCCUAGAUUUACUUUUGAUUUCACCAUAUAACUAAAUGUAAAUAAGACAGUACUAUUGAUUUUAAAGGAACUUUGUAAUUGUGCAAAGAACAAAUUUUCUGACCUGACUCAGUUGCAAUAAGAUUUAGUUAAGUUAUUCCAUAAACUCAUUUAUAGCAUUCAGGUGUUUGAGCAAUGCAAUUCUCAUUCAAGAAUAUACUUUUAAAAAUAAUUUAUAAUUAUUUUAAUUUCUCUUAUUAAUGCUCAUCUAUACUGGGAAAAUAAUUUUGACAUGAUGUGAUAAAUGUGAAAAAUUAAUGUGUCUCAGGCUCAAGUUUUUAUAAAAUGAAUUAUUAAAGGUAUCAAAAUAGAUAAAUUUUGUUUCCUCAUUGGUAUUAAGGGUCAAGCCCAUAUUUCAAUGGAUUUUGCCUUUAGAUUAAAAUAUUACACUCUUGGGGAGUGCUUUUAUCUUCAACUAUACCUGACUUCAAGUAUGUCUGUAAAAUAGAAUCAUAUUCCUCUAGCUGAAAUACGAGUAGUAACAAAACAGCACAGGGGUGAUAUGCGGUUUUAAAUAAGGAACAAAAAAAAUACAAGUGGUCAUUUCAUUCAAUGUAUUUUAAAAAUGUAUAUCUGCAAACAGCAAGAUAUAAGAAAAGCUUAUAUUCUGAGAACAGGUGUGCAUAAGACAACAGUUAAUCAUUUUAUGGCACUUAUUUCUUUCUCUCAGUGUCAAGUUUAUAAACCUUUGGUUUUUAAUUUGGUAGAUGACAAAUAUUUACAUCAUCAAUUCAAAACCAUUUAGAGACUGUUGGGGAGAAAGCUUCUAUGUUUGAUAACCAUUUGCUUUUAGAGUGGACAAUAUACUUAAUGCACUUUUAUCAAGGUACUAUUGGUUUUUAAAAUGUAAACAACAAAGCCCUGAACUGAAUGCUAUACAAAUGUUCUCAUAUUUCCUUUGGCCCUAUUAUGAACUGUAACAUCAAUAACCACAAGCCCAGUAACUUUGAAACAGUGUAUCUAUGUAAAUUUAUAAAUUUUAAUUAAGUCAGAAUAUUUCCUAUCAGAAUUCUAAUAAUCAUUUUUAUCACUAAAUCUAGUAUGAAAGGAUAAUUUGACAGAAGCACAAAAAGCUUUAUUUGUUAGUAAUACAGAGUUCUACUUAUAUUAAAUGUAUAGCUCAUUUUUUUAAAUAAGAAGCCUAAGUAUUCUAUUCCACACUUAAUGGUUAUCAAUAAUCAGCUAUGAAACAUGCCCAGCUCUUAACUAAAGAUUAUUUUUCACUUAAUUUAUUCUAUGUAAUUGUAGUGAACAGAAUUCCCUCACAAAAAGAUAUAUACAGAGGACAACACCAUACCACACCAGUGAUCAAAGACAGAGACCCUGUCAGUGUACUGAGUCUCUCUGAUUUAUACCACAAAAGUUUAAAAUGAAAACGGGAAGUAUGUAUGUUUUGAGCAUCCUGUACAAGUAUGUAAACAAAAAAAGAACUCCUAAGUGAUAUUUAAAAACUAAGAUAGUAUGGGAUUACUGGGUUUAAAAUACUGACUUUAACUCAGAGUUCUUAAAAAUACUUAAGUGCUUAAUAUCAGGUAUCAAUUUAAAAUUAUUUCCAUUAAUUUGAAAAAAGAAUUUAAUCAUGGUCUGAGUCCUCAGAGAGCAUUAAACCAGUCAAAUUAUUAACGUCAAAAGUCUGUACUUUUGCCUUUGGGGGAACACGUUCUAACACAGCUUCAGCACUUGGAAAAUAAGGCAGGGAGAGAGAGAGAUCGAGGCAAUUUUAGGUUAAACAAUAAAAUCCUAAGAAAACCAU
Molecule: messenger RNA, 3706 nt
Organism: Mus pahari (shrew mouse)
Lineage: Eukaryota; Metazoa; Chordata; Mammalia; Rodentia; Muridae
Gene: B3galt2
Product: beta-1,3-galactosyltransferase 2
Exons: 2
Coding region: 300-1568 (422 amino acids)
Cellular component (GO): membrane
Molecular function (GO): N-acetyl-beta-D-glucosaminide beta-(1,3)-galactosyltransferase activity
Source: RefSeq, a predicted model, not a curated record